Molecule: messenger RNA, 1331 nt
Organism: Sinocyclocheilus grahami
Lineage: Eukaryota; Metazoa; Chordata; Actinopteri; Cypriniformes; Cyprinidae
Product: E3 ubiquitin-protein ligase TRIM69-like
Exons: 3
Coding region: 1-621 (206 amino acids)
Molecular function (GO): protein binding
Source: RefSeq, a predicted model, not a curated record
AUGGAAAGAGUCCAGAUCUCAUCACAGCCGGAUCCACAGACUCCUUCUGGAGCUUUGAUUCAUGUGCCGCGUUACUUGGGCAACCUGCCCUUCAGAGUCUGGAAGAAGAUGCAGGACAUGGUCCAGAACACUCCUGUGAUUCUGGAUCCAAACACGGCUCAUCCAGAACUCGUUCUGUCUGAUGAUCUGACCAGUGUGAGAGUCAGCGGUGAUGAUCAACCUGUUCCUGAUAAUCCAGAGAGAUUUGACCAUUAUCCCUGUGUUCUGGGUUCAGAGGGGUUUAACUCAGGAACACAGUGCUGGGAUGUGGAGGUUAAAGAGAGUCAAUACUGGAGUCUUGGAGUAACUACAGCAUCAAACCAGAGGAAGAGAGAUUUCUUUAACACUGGUGUCUGGUGUGUGCAGUACGGAUGGUCUCCAGGUUCUGGUUUUGAUGUUAAACAUAAGCUUGAUCGUGUGAGAGUGAAUCUGGACUAUGACGGAGGAACAGUGUCCUUCUCUGAUCCUGUAACUAACACACAUCUACACACAUUCACAACCUCCUUCACUCACACACUCUUUCCUUUCUUCUGCUGUUAUUAUUCUUCCUCUCUGAGGAUCUUAUCGAUCAAUAGUCAGUAAUCUGUAGCUCUGGAUCUUCCUGCUUUCAUCUUUCAUCAUGUUUCAAUAUUUAAUCCAGAUCACACGAGUAACAGACUGUUGAUCUGAACAUCAGAUCAGAAAACAAGUGCAUUUAUUCAUCUUAAACAUGUGAUGAAGAGUUAAAAUAAAUCAUCUUAAUCAUAUCUGACCAAUGAGAAACAGUGAUAGUUGCACGUUUUCGCGGUCUGAGAAUGACCAUUUAUAAGUGUCCAAAACACACAAAUAUUUGCUUUAUUGUGCCUCUACCUUUCAAUGAAUAUGUUGGGACUCUGUUAAGCCGUGUUUGGCGUUGAGUGUGUACACACACUGUCUCCAUUGUGCAGGUAAGAAAGCAGACCGCCCAGGCAAGACCGUCACACUAGCAACCGUGCAGCAGUGCUCUUGUCAGUGAUCUGUGUGUUUGUGUGUCUGAGAGAAACAGCAGCGACUCAAAUUUUAAACCACUUCAAACUACUUUCAGAGCGUCAGGCUGGACUUUCUCAAGACCACAUCAAAGAUUGUCUAUAAACGUCUUCAUCUACAGUAGUUCGAGCUGCAUGAUAAUAUCAUAUUGUUUGUAGUAUUGCAGCACUGCAAGAGUGGAUUCAACACAUGUUCAGUGCUUGCUGUAAAUGAGACUCACUGAAAUCUCUGACAAAGUCUGAAUCAGUUUCACAACACAUAUUAAUAAUGGCUUGUAUAAACUAACA